Molecule: messenger RNA, 1842 nt
Organism: Penicillium antarcticum
Lineage: Eukaryota; Fungi; Ascomycota; Eurotiomycetes; Eurotiales; Aspergillaceae
Exons: 1
Coding region: 1-1842 (613 amino acids)
Source: RefSeq, a predicted model, not a curated record
AUGGAUGCUUCUCUCCAAUGCAUCGUUUGCCCUGGGCAGCCCCGAUUCUGUGAUAGCUCCCAUUUGUUAACCCACGUUGGCUCCAAGGCUCAUUUGUCCCAUUCAUUCAAACUCACCGUCCGCAGUCACGACGAACACGAAGCCGCUGAACUUCUCGGGGAGUAUGAACUCUGGUCCAAAGCAAAUGACAUCCCCCGGCAGUUGGCCGAGCGCAUGUCCAACAAACAAGCCCGUAACAAGAAGAGAAAGUCGGAAGACAACAACAAAAAACCCCCUCCAAAGAAACGUGCCACUGAUGCCUCUGUUUCAACUCUUUCAACCCUCAUUUCUGAUUGUAUUGAUCCUCGCUUGAAGCGCAUGUCCAACAAACAAGCCCGUAACAAGAAGAGAAAGUCGGAAGACAACAACAAAAAACCCCCUCCAAAGAAACGUGCCACUGAUGCCUCUGUUUCAACUCUUUCAACCCUCAUUUCUGAUUGUAUUGAUCCUCGCUUGACUGAUCCAUUACUUGGAAAACAUGAAGACAUAGAACAUGCUACGUUUACACCCGUCAAUACUCCAAAGGGGUCAACCACUAUGGUCAUAAGUGCACUCUCCUCCACCGGUCCUUUCCUUCGCUCCGGUCGAUUCUCCAACGACUGGCAAUCCGUGGGCACACCACUUCCAAUGAACAGCGACUACCCUGCCCUGCCCGUGACACCCACUCGGCCCCGAAACCGACGAAAGCCCGAAGAGAUUGCCUGGACAUUCUCUCGAGACACUCCCAAGCGCCUUGUGGUCUCUCUUUCCCACGCAUCUGGUGGCGUCGGGGGCAAGGCUCGUGCUGAUGAAAUUGCAAGACUCAAAGGCGUUCUGUGGCCCGGCAUGGAUGUUUUUGACUCUGCUACACUGAAGAUGAAGCUUAAGCGCAAUCAGAAGAAAGACGGUUCCUCGCUGAGGAGAAUGGAAUCGAGUUCCAAGAACGUGAAACCCCUUGAACAGGUCUUUUCUCCAUCCGGUACUCUUCGAUCGGUCCGUGAGAUUACGGGCAAUGUUGAAAUCCACAGCCCACUGAAAGGAGAGAGUCCGAUUCCCCGGCGUCACUUCAACCGCCCCAGAAAACCCACAUUGGAACAAAUUGACCCUAACGUGCUCCGUGCCGUGGACAAGAAACGCGCGAAGACUGCCAGACACAAAGAUGCCAAGAAUACCAAAAAACCCCCCAAGGGACCAAGCAGAUCCCCUCGUUGGUAUCAGCGCACAGCAGAUGAUGUUGUAUCCUUCACAGGUGAAGAUGGUGAAAUGGGUCUUGCUGUCCGAGCAUUUGGAAAGAAGUCACAGAAUGGCUUCAGUAUUUUCACAGAUGAAGAUGACCACAAAUUCUCCCCCAAGGACCAAGAGCGAUCCCGUUCUACUUAUUUUGAUACACUGACUCCCGUGCGUCUUGCUUUGGACGGAAAGUCAAACGCCUUUGGCAUGCAUGGCUCGAAGAUUGGAAUUGGGAAAACCGCAGUCGACAAGGAGAACAUUGAGCCCAUUUUGGAUCCCCAUGGUCGCAUCGAUGCUCACAGCUGGCACUCACCAUUUGCCAAGCGUGCUGCUGCUGACAGAACUGAUCUCUCGCCCGAAUACUUCUUUGAUGAGUCGGUGCUUGACACAUACCAGGACUUCAACAAGAACGGAUACAAUGCCAACCCCCUGCUCGCCCCUGCCAAGGGCCCCAGCUACGACCCAUAUGACCACAGUCACAUGAACCAGACUAACUGGCAAUCAAUGGGCCACCCUGCCCCAUCUGAGGAGACCAUCUCCGAAGGAGAUCAAAACGACUUCUCUUUCAUCUAUCUCCCUAAGAACACUGACUAA